Molecule: messenger RNA, 594 nt
Organism: Talaromyces atroroseus
Lineage: Eukaryota; Fungi; Ascomycota; Eurotiomycetes; Eurotiales; Trichocomaceae
Exons: 3
Coding region: 1-594 (197 amino acids)
Biological process (GO): regulation of transcription by RNA polymerase II
Cellular component (GO): nucleus
Molecular function (GO): RNA polymerase II cis-regulatory region sequence-specific DNA binding; DNA-binding transcription activator activity, RNA polymerase II-specific
Source: RefSeq, a predicted model, not a curated record
AUGGGAUAUAAGAGAAGGCAACUUUCUCUGUUAGUAUUCUACUUUUGUGACAGGAAAACACCAUGCCAACACUGUAUCAGCCGUGGUGUGCAAGACCGCAGUUCAUAUCAAGAAACGAAACCUAAGAGCCAAAGCCAGAAUAGAGGCGGAUAUAGCGACUCUGUUUCAUUUGACGCAGAGGACAGCUCUGAGCUUGGAUACAUGAAACAUGGGCCCGGUGCACUCCAAGAAAUAGAGAGAACGAAUGUCGUUUCGCAGUCAAGAAAGAAACAGGUCGAUAUUACUCAACAAAGUCAACGAUCAAUACGGGAAAUGCUGCCCAAGAAGCCUAUUAUCGACAAUCUUAUAGAUAUAUUCUUCAAAGAAGUCAACAGGGUCUAUGAAAUGCUUUACGAGCCUACAUUCGUGCGAGAUUACAAGCUCUGGUGGCAAGGCAUAGUUCUUGCCGACACGGUAAAGGAAGCCCAUGAAAUCGGUCUUCAUCUCGAACUGUGCCGGAAUCUGGCGUCAGCGACCUCGACAAAGAAUUAUGGAGACGGGCAUUUUGGAAGCUUUAUGUUUGGGAUCGGUGAGAAGGACCCUCUAGAAAGCUAG